This is a messenger RNA of Vicugna pacos (alpaca), 1208 nucleotides long. It is a transcript of the gene RNF186, whose product is annotated as ring finger protein 186. Gene Ontology annotation, biological process: protein K29-linked ubiquitination; protein K63-linked ubiquitination; protein localization to mitochondrion. NCBI's taxonomy places the organism in Eukaryota, Metazoa, Chordata, Mammalia, Artiodactyla, Camelidae. The record is from RefSeq and is a predicted model, not a curated record. Gene Ontology annotation, cellular component: endoplasmic reticulum membrane. Gene Ontology annotation, molecular function: ubiquitin protein ligase activity.
CAAGCUGAGCAGCCCUAGGAGAGUGGUGCCAGACGGCUGGUGGCAAGAAGGAAGAGGAGGCUGGAGACGCUUGAGGUCAGGCCACAUCCAGGUCCCAGCCACACAGGUCGACAGUCCCCGUCAAUGCCCAGGCCCUGAGCUGCCACAUCCCAGGGGCUCCCGUGCCCAGAAUGGCCUGCCCUGAGUUCCCGCAGCAGCCCCAGUUCAUCUCCAAAGGAGCCCCCACCUCCAGCACCGUGGGCUCUGCGGGGGGCCAUCGCAACUCCGUGGACAGAGACCUGGAAUGCCUGGUGUGCCGGGAGCCCUACGGCAGCGCCCGGCUGCCCAAGCUGCUGGGCUGCCAGCACUCCUUCUGUGCCGUCUGCCUGAAGCUGAUGCUGUGCGUGCAGGACGGCACCUGGUCCGUCACCUGCCCGCUGUGCCGCAAGGCCACCACCGUGCCCGGGGGCCUCAUCUGCAACCUGCGUGACCAGGAGGCCGUGCUGGGGCGGCUGGCCAGGCCAGGCCAGGAGGUGCAGCUCUGUCCUCUGGGGCUGGCGGGUCCUGCCACCUCGACAGUGGGGUCGCCAAGCUUAGCAGAAGAGGAGGAGCAGGACGCGGUGAGUGCCAACCGCGUGGCAGCCCGGCGCCUGGCGGCACACCUGCUGCUACUGGUCUUGCUCAUCGUCCUCAUCCUGCCCGUCAUCUACCCAGGCGUCAUCCAGUGGGUGCUCAGCCUCAUCGUCACCCUGGCCCUGCUGUUGUCCGUCCUUUUCUGCUGUCACUCCCGCAGCCAGGGCAGCUGCUGGCCUUCCCCCAGGACUCUCUUCUGCAGAGAACAGAAGCACAAUGAGAUCUCUUCCGUCGCCUGAGCUCCGAUCAGGCAGUCAGGGUUGGGCUUCAACUUCUGCCUCUGCCGCCCAUUCGCUGUCACAGUGAACAGGGUCAGGGGCUACACAUAAGACUGGCUCCCUUCAGAGAUUAAAUGGCAGCUGGAUGCAAGCCGAAGCCAGAAUGGCUGUCUUCGGUCAGGAGCUGUGUGCUUGGGCGAUAGAUUUGUGCCUGCCUGUCCAGGGUGCAGCACAGCUGAGCUGUUUGGGGAUGGGGAGGAGGCGCAGACCACUUGAACACUACAUGGGGGGCUCCUGUUUCUUUUAUUCCAGUGCUCCUGGUUUUUCUUUCUAUAUCCUGAUGAAAGUAUUGCAGGUAUUAAUGUUAUUGCUGAAUAA